GCGAAACUAGGAAGAAACUUGAAGCUGCCAAGGUUUCCCCGUGCCCGUCCCCGCGGCUCCCGUGCCCUUUGGCCCGGGCCGCGCCGAGCCGUCGGGAGCCCUGGCCAUGGGGCUGUGCGGGCGGUCGGCGGUGUGAGCGCGGGCCUCCCGCGGGCCCCCCGGACAGGCCGAGGGCGGGAGGCGGGAGGCGUCGUUGCAGCCGCGGGCCGGGGCGCCCCCGCCGGCCAGGGCUCGGGGCACCAUGAACAUAGACGUGGAGUUCCACAUCCGGCACAACUACCCCUGGAGCAAGUUGCCGGCCAACGUGAGGCAGAGUCUUGGAAAUUCACAGAGGGAAUAUGAAAAGCAGGUUGUCUUGUACAGCAUCCGCAAUCAGUUACGAUACAGAAAUAACUUAGUUAAACAUGUCAAGAAAGAUGAACGCAGAUACUAUGAGGAACUACUAAAGUACAGUCGAGACCAUCUCAUGCUAUACCCUUACCAUUUAUCAGAUAUUAUGGUAAAGGGCCUGAGGAUAACACCAUUUUCAUAUUAUACUGGGAUUAUGGAGGAUAUUAUGAACAGUGAGAAAAGUUAUGAUUCCCUGCCCAAUUUUACUGCUGCCGACUGUCUAAGGCUUCUUGGCAUAGGAAGAAACCAGUACAUCGACCUGAUGAAUCAGUGUAGAUCGUCAAAAAAAUUUUUCAGAAGGAAAACAGCUCGUGAUCUUCUGCCAGUAAAGCCGGUAGAAAUUGCCAUAGAGGCGUGGUGGGUGGUGCAGGCUGGAUAUAUCACAGAAGACGACAUAAAGAUAUGCACUUUGCCUGAGAAAUGCGCUAUUGAUAAGAUCAUCGAUGCAGGCCCUCAGCUCUCUGGAUCACUAGAUUACAAUGUAGUACAUAGUUUAUAUAACAAAGGAUUUAUUUAUCUGGAUGUACCAAUAUCCGAUGACAGUUGUAUAGCAGUUCCUCCUCUUGAAGGUUUUGUAAUGAAUCGAGUGCAAGGUGAUUAUUUUGAAACUCUGCUCUAUAAGAUAUUUGUUUCAAUAGAUGAGCACACUAAUGUUGCAGAGCUUGCAAAUGUCCUUGAGAUAGACUUAUCCCUGGUGAAGAAUGCUGUUUCAAUGUAUUGCCGAUUGGGCUUUGCCCAUAAGAAGGGACAAGUAAUAAAUUUGGAUCAACUUCAUUCAUCGUGGAGAAAUGUUCCAUCUAUAAACAGAUUAAAGAGUACAUUAGAUCCGCAGAGGAUGCUGCUGUCCUGGGACGGUGGGGAAAGCAGGAGUCCUGUACAGGAAGCAUCGUCGGCUACUGACACUGAUACAAACAGUCAGGAGGAUCCAGCUGACACAGCCAGUGUAAGCAGUUUAAGUUUGUCUACAGGAUAUACAAAGCGUAUUGCAUUUCUGUUUGACUCAACUCUCACUGCCUUUUUAAUGAUGGGAAAUCUUUCACCAAACUUGAAAAGCCAUGCAGUCACCAUGUUCGAAGUUGGCAAACUCUCAGAUGAGUCUCUGGACAGCUUUCUUAUAGAACUGGAAAAGGUUCAGAGCACUGGUGAAGGAGAAGCACAGAGAUAUUUUGACCAUGCACUUACUCUGAGAAACACGAUACUAUUUCUUCGUCACAAUAAAGAUCUAGUUGCACAAACCGCACAGCCAGACCAGCCCAAUUACGGUUUUCCUCUGGAUCUCUUACGCUGUGAAAGCCUUCUUGGUUUGGACCCUGCAACUUGCAGCAGAGUUCUAAACAAAAAUUAUUCACUACUUGUUUCCAUGGCUCCUCUCACCAAUGAAAUUCGGCCUAUUAGCAGCUGCACCCCUCAGCAUAUUGGACCAGCUAUCCCGGAAGUCAGUUCUGUCUGGUUUAAACUGUACAUUUACCAUGUCACUGGGCAGGGACCACCAUCUCUUUUGCUGUCCAAAGGUACAAGACUUCGAAAACUGCCAGAUAUUUUCCAGGGUUACGAUCGAUUACUGAUAACAUCUUGGGGGCAUGAUCCUGGGGUAGUCCCUACAUCCAAUGUGCUCACCAUGCUGAAUGAUGCUUUAACACACUCGGCGGUUUUGAUUCAGGGACAUGGCUUCCACGGGACAGGAGAAACUGUCCACAUACCAUUUCCAUUUGAUGAGACAGAACUACAAGGAGGUGAACCUGAUUUGGCUUCUGGCUCAGAUGUAAAUGGAAGUACAGAGUCGUUUGAAAUGGUCAUUGAGGAGGCAACUACAGAUUUAGCAACUAAGCAAAACUCUGUUGCCACAACAGAAGCAGAUUGGGUUCCUCUUGAGCUAUGCUUUGGAAUUCCACUGUUUAGUUCUGAAUUAAACCGGAAAGUUUGUAGAAAAAUUGCUACCCAUGGCCUUUGCAGAAAAGAGAGCCUUCAAAACCUCUUACAUUCCAGUAGAAAACUUUCUCUACGAGUCCUUAACUUUGUUCACUCAUUCCAGGAAGGUGCUUCAACACUGGAUAUUCACACAGAGGCCAGCUUUUCAAGUUUGCUCUCCCAGUCAUCCCAAGCAGAUCUGGGAGUCCCACUGCCCGCAAAGAACUUAAUAUUUAAAGAUGGCAUCUUAUCUGAAUGGAGUGGACGGUCACCUUCCUCACUGCGUAUUGCUAGUCUCCAUUUGCAAUGAUUUGGUUACACCAUUUGUUGCUCACACUUUCUGCCUUUUUCUUUCUUAAGGUUAGCUUUAUAGUGCCAGCCACUAAAGAAGCAUCCUGCCGCUGCCGUGCGAUUCAUGCUUACCUGAUGUUUGAAGUUUGGGGGACACGUUCACGGUUUCUGAAGUUUUCCUCAUCGUUGCACCUCCUAAUGCAACCAAGAGCUUUUUAGCAGCCUGCACUGUAUUUUUUACCUUGAGACAAUCUUUAUUUCUUUUAUAAAACAGGAUAUACUUUAUAGGCUUUAUGAUGACUGUUAUGUUUAUAAGCGGUCUCUACGAAUAUUGCAGUGGUAAUUUUAUAUGUUAGGUUAUCAAACGUAAAUCUUGUUUAGUUUUAUAUUUUGUUACCUACUCUGUAGGGGAUCAUGGGAAGAGGGGAACUCUUCCUCUGCGAAGGCUUCUUGGUACUUAAGUAGCAAAACUAUGAAACAUACACACCCAGGACUGAGAAAUGAUGUGACGGGGCAUUAAGAACUCCUGUGGCUGUCUGUAAAUUAUGUAGAUCAGUUGGACAUUGUUGAAGGUAUGUCAAUCAGCAUAGUUCUGUGUAACUUACCCUUGAUUUAUAAGGUCUUAACUCCGACUCUGACUCUACAUUGACAUCUCAUGAGAAGCUUUGGAAAGCAUUCUAUUUUUAAACAACAUUUAUAUGUGGACUUCUGUUGUCACUCACUUUGGACUUUAUAUUUUCAUAGAGUCUUUCUGGAAAAAUAGAAUUUAUUUUCCGUUCUUGUAGCUGUGGCUGCUGCACAUUUUCACUGUGACUUAUUUUUUGUUUGUAAUUUUACCAAUUAAUUGUUAUGAAAUUGAAUUUGAUGUUCUCAAACCAAGGGUUAUGAUUUUAGGUUAGAAUUAUAUAAGAGAAGCAUUAAAGCUAUGUCUUCUGAUCAAAAUACUUUAGUGAAAAGCCUACUUUGAAGACAUAAUUAGGUAGUUUGGAUCUUAAAUUUAUGUGAAUAGUUCGGGGAGGAAAUGAUAAAGGAAAAUUGAGUAUUUCAAAAUGUUUCUUAAGUCAUUGAUUCUUUUAGUGUCUCAAAUAUUAGAAUAAUUGGAAUCACUUUUUAGAUUUUUCAGGUUACCUUGGGAAGUUUGUGCAGUGUUAUAGUUUAGUUUAGCUCUUCUCCUAGGAUAACGGUUUGCUAGUUUAAAACUGUAACCAAAUGAACUGAUCAAAGAACAUAUAUCUAAAACACUUAAGGCAUUAGAAAAUUUGGGAAUGCUAAACCCUAAACUUUCUUGCUGAUAAUUUUUGUUAUUUGUAGAACUGAUAUUUGUGGAUUUUAACAUACUUCUGGAAAUAUAUGCCUUUUUAAAACUGUUAACAUAACCAUGCAUUCAACCCCAUGGCCUACCCACAGAAUUGAAUCUUUUGGAGCAGGUUACCUGUGGCAAGUCAGUGCCGUGUUUAGGUAAAUGCAGUUAACUUUUAGUUUUCUACUUUCUCUCUUAUAUGAGGUAGAAAUCAGUGUAUCUUAUAAAUGUUUGUCUAUAAAAGGAAAAAUACAUACUAUUAAAAUAAUUUCUUAUGACUGUGAAUCACUCAUUCCCCCCAAUAAUUGAUAUUGGACAUUCCUAGUGCUAUUAGGUAUGUAUGUAACUUACAGUUUUUCAACCAAAAGUUGAAAAUAUUUCAUUUGAUCAGGGCUCUCUAAUCUCAUUUGCUUUGUUUGAAUUAACUGUAGUUAUUUUAUUUAUUCCUGUAUUAUCAGUCUAAGUCUAUUGUAGUGACAUGUACACUAAUAAAGAAUCAGAUAUUUGUACUUGUUGGCAGUGAACCCAGUUGUUGGUGAAUUUAAAACUUAAAAUGUGGAAGCGAUUUGCUGCUGCAUUUCCUUUGAGAAAUAAUGGAAGAAGAAAUAGAACCUAAUCAUGAUCAUGAAUUUUAGGGGAAGUACUGAAAAAGCAUGUGGCGCGCUCUGGUUUCUCCUGUAAAUAAGGAAAGAUUCUGGUUCCCAGCUGAAGACCUCAUUUUUAAGGAGGGCAGUCUGCUUUUUUAUUUUUAUUUUAUUUUAUUUUUUCGUUAAUCCUCACCCAAUGAUAUUUUUUCCAUUGAUUUUUAGAGAGAGUGGAAGGGCAUGAGGGAAGGAGAGAGAGAGAAACAUCUAUGUAAGACAGACACAUCUAUAGGUUGCCUUCCGCACGCAUCCUGGCCAGGGCUAGGGAUUGAACCUGCAAUCCAGGUAUGUGCCCUUGACUUCGAAUCGAACCAGCGACCCUUUGGUGCACAGCCUGGUUAGAACUGUUAGCAAAAUGUGCAGGCUGCUUUGUGCUUUGCUUUAUGAAUUUGGCUUUGUCUCAUUUAUAUUUUAACUCAUGUAAAGAUGCAUCUCUUAAAUCUUAUAAGUAUUGAUCCAUUUCAACAAAAAGGUAAAUGUAAAAUACAGACUUUAUUAUUUGCCAAAGAUGAUUUGUGAAAUAAUUUUUUUGCAGAUGUUUAAAGUAAUUUCAUUGGCUUUUGCUACCUCCCAUUUCUUCCCGCCUGUAAUGUAGCUUAAACCAUGGCAAACAUUCCUUGGAAACUAAGAGAAAAAAGGUAUCAGGAAGGACAUGGAAUUUUCUGUGACACAAUUUCACCUCUCAAGUGGGUCUAAAGAGCCGAAACUUUGUUAUUAAAAAAAGAUGAUCAUCUGAUUUCCUCCCUUUUAAGUAUGUAAUCAGAUGAUUUUGUGGGUUUUUAAAUAUUGGUUUCUUUUAUUUGAUGUAUUUAGUUUUCUGUUAUCUUUCUCUUUUAUGUUCAGUGUUUCAAAUACAGUUUGUAUUUAAAGAUUUUUAAAGUACCAAAAUUGUAACUAAGUACAGUGGAUUGUUUUCUGGUAUGAUAUUAAAUAUGAAAUGUAUAAAGUGUUGUCAAUUUGAUUAUUGACACAUAUACUAUGUUUACAAAUAAACUGGUGGUGAUCAAUUA
Messenger RNA from Myotis myotis, 5543 nucleotides. It is a transcript of the gene FAM91A1, whose product is annotated as family with sequence similarity 91 member A1. Gene Ontology annotation, biological process: intracellular protein transport. The transcript has 23 exons. Gene Ontology annotation, cellular component: cytoplasmic vesicle; trans-Golgi network. The record is from RefSeq and is a predicted model, not a curated record. Lineage: Eukaryota; Metazoa; Chordata; Mammalia; Chiroptera; Vespertilionidae. The coding region runs from base 242 to 2608 and encodes 788 amino acids.